CGGAAGUGGCGGUUGUUGUGGACACUGCAGUGGGACAGAGAAAUGACAGCAGACCAGUCUCUGCGACUGCACUGCGACGUGGACAGAGACACGCUGAGUCUUUAAGUCAUGGCGACGAGGCGCGACGACACGGAGACGACGACGACACAGUCCUGCUAACUUUGGGCUAACGGCUAACGAGCAGCAGAGUAGAGAGUCUCAGCGUCAUCGUGGUCCUGCAGCAGCCAUGGCCGAGGCCGGAGCCCACCUGACCUCCACCGCUGUGAACGAGCAGCCAUCCAUCUUUGAGGUCCUGGCUCAGGAGUCUCUGAUGGAUGCGGUGAGACCGGCGCUGAGGCACGCUGUCAAGGUUCUGGCCGAGUCCAAUCCGUCCCGCUUUGGCUUCCUGUGGCGUCGCUUUGACGAGCUCUACCUGCUGCUGGACCUCCUCCUCCAGAACCACUUCCUGUCUCGCUGCAGCGCCUCCUUCUCCGAGAACUUCUACGGCCUGAAGAGAGUUUCGGGAGGGCGAGGACUUCCUGUUCACCUGGGGCUGUGCAGGAAGUCACACUGGCGCUCUCUUCUUCUUCUCUGCCUGGUGCCGUACCUGCGCGCCAAGCUGGAGGCGACACUGGCGCAGCAGAGGGACGAGGAGGACUUCUCCAUCCGGCUGGCACAGACCAGGAGCCAGAGGCUGUACCGGGCGGCCGUGGCGGCGUACCCCUAUGUCAGCUCGGUCUGGCAGGGCUGGGUCUUCUGCCAGCAGCUGCUGUUUGUCUUCGGAGCCUCCAGGACUCAUAGUCCUCUGCUGUGGCUAGCCAGGGUCAGACUGGCACGACUCAACGCUCAAGAUAUCCGAGACAUGGAGCUGAAGAGCGACAAGAUUGGCAACCCAGCUGAGGGGAGCCUGCUGCAGCGAGCGUGGUGGUUGAUGUCACAAGCGGCGAGGGGCGUGGCCGUGUCCCUCUCCACCUCCCUCUCCAUGGGCGUCUUCUUCCUGCAGUUCCUGGAGUGGUGGUACUCGUCAGAAAACCAGAGCACCAUGAAAACCCUCACAUCCCUGCCCGCUCCUCCGCCCCCACUCCACCUGCAGGAGGAGGAGGAGCAGCAGAGCGGCCGGGAUUCUUCGCCAGCCUUGGCCAAUCACAGCGAAGAAACUCAGACCACCACCGACCGCAGGAACUGCCCGCUGUGCCGGAGGCUUCGCACAAAUGCCACGGUGCUGUCCACGUCCGGCUUCGUCUUCUGUUACCGCUGCAUCUACACGUACGUGAAGGCGAACCACCGCUGCCCCGUCACCGGGUACCCGACUGAACUACAGCACCUCAUCAAGAUCUACUCGCUGGAGAGUUAACUUCAGACUGCUGUCAGAGGACAGAGUUAUGUAAAGAUAAAAACAUACAGUAUAAUACUGUAUUUUUUUUAUUUAUUUUUUGGUUAAGUACACUGUGAUUUCUUUUUGAUAAAAUAAUAUACGAGGUUAAUUAGAUGUGAUGCUGGAAUCAGCUUGUGUCACAUUGAAUACAAUUAAGGAUUUUCUUAACUGCAGUAACUGUACUCACUUGGUUGCAGCUAAUGAAUAUUUUAAUGUGACGUCAAUCUUUUGUUAUAAAAUGAAAUAAAAUGACAUAAAAGAAAAAUAAUGAUAGCAUGUACAAAUGCCUUUGAGCGACAGUUCAAAAUGAAUCAGGAGAAGACAGCUGUGCAGUGACGUUUUAGCAUUAUAAUUUUCAUCUAAUAAUUCAUGUUGGGAGAUAAAAUGUAAAGAAAAUAUAAACGAAAAAUAAAGGAAAAAUAUUAAUGAAAUAAAAAUUUAAAA
Molecule: messenger RNA, 1798 nt
Organism: Larimichthys crocea (large yellow croaker)
Lineage: Eukaryota; Metazoa; Chordata; Actinopteri; Sciaenidae
Gene: pex12
Product: peroxisomal biogenesis factor 12
Exons: 4
Coding region: 227-1333 (368 amino acids)
Biological process (GO): protein import into peroxisome matrix; protein monoubiquitination
Cellular component (GO): peroxisomal membrane; peroxisomal importomer complex
Molecular function (GO): protein binding; ubiquitin-protein transferase activity; zinc ion binding
Source: RefSeq, a predicted model, not a curated record